Molecule: messenger RNA, 1053 nt
Organism: Aplosporella prunicola CBS 121167
Lineage: Eukaryota; Fungi; Ascomycota; Dothideomycetes; Botryosphaeriales; Aplosporellaceae
Exons: 6
Coding region: 1-1053 (350 amino acids)
Biological process (GO): nucleotide-excision repair; mitotic DNA replication checkpoint signaling; meiotic DNA integrity checkpoint signaling
Cellular component (GO): nucleolus; checkpoint clamp complex; site of double-strand break
Source: RefSeq, a predicted model, not a curated record
AUGCGGUUCAAGGCUUCGAUACAGAACAUCUCUACUUUCACGAAGUUCACUGCUUCUCUGGCAUCUCUUGGACCUGUAGCGUGGGUUAAGCUCGAUGAAAGUGAAGUGCGCUUCACUGUCAUUCCCGAACAAGGCAGCCAGGUUUGGGCCGUUUUGUCCAUUGACACCAUCUUCGACCAGUACAACAUCCAAUCAGCUGCCAACAAUGUCAUCAACCUCGAAGUGCCACUUGUGCCGCUUCAGCGCGCAUUGAAAUCUGCCUUGUCCGCCACAUCUGCGUCAAUACGCCUUACCAAAAAGGAUAACAUCCCACUUCUUUCGCUCACCAUUAUUACAAACAGUUUGAGCAGUACCACCCAUAGCGUCUAUGGGGGAUCUGGCACGGCGAACGACGGCUUCGGUUUCGGCGAAGGCGUGCAUGGCUCUGAUGGACAGGGUUUGAGGGAGCGAGAGACAGUGGUAACCCAAGACGUACCCAUCAAGGUGCUCAGUCCUCUCAGCGUCGAGGGAAUUCACGAGCCUAGGUCCCGGGAUCCUGAUGUGCAUAUCCUAUUGCCGCCACUCAUGCAACUGAAGAACAUAUCCGAUCGUUUUACUAGACUGGCUCUCGCGGCAAGGACCAAUGUCACUAGCGGCGUGACGAGCAUGUCAUCUUCAGGACCGCGUUUGGAGUUGGCUGCCAACAUGCAUGGUUGCCUUAAGAUCAGUAUCCGUACGGAUGCUAUGAACAUUUCCAGUGUCUGGACUGGCCUUUCAAACCCGGAGCUCGACCCAUCGCAAAUCGAAGGCGGCGAAGAGGGCAUAAGGCACCAUCCCAGCACGAAGAUGAAGGAGCUCGGAACGGCCGAUGGGCGCAGCGAAGAGGGAUGGGCCUCCGUCCGAAUUGACGGACGAGACUGGGGUAAAGUCAUGUCUGUUGGAAGGCUAGGUGGUAGAGUCAUCGCCUGCUUCUGCCACGAUCAUGCUCUCAUUCUUUACGUGUACCUGCCGAAUGACGAAGACGGACGAGACGGUUCCGUCCUAACGUACUACGUCGCCUCCUACAGCGAAUGA